AUGUCGUUCAAGGCCCACACAGCACUUCGCCGCCCCACGUCCGAGCCCCCCGCUGCCCACCGCCGCCGACGCGGCCCCCGCUGCCGCCCCGCGGGCCCCCGCGCGGCUCUACCCGCGGCCGCGCGCACGUCUGCCCCGCGGCCUCCUGACCCUAAGCCACGCCGCCCUGAGAUCCCACACCGCGGCACCGCAGCCCGCCGCCGCCCCGCGGGCCCCCACGGCCGCCCCGAGGCCCGCUGCCGCCCCCGAGCGUGGUCCCACUCCGCGGCACCAUGGCCCGCCGACGCCCCGCGGCCCGCCGACGCCCCACGGGCCCCCGCCGCCACCCCGAGGUCCCACGCCGCGGCCUCGAGGCCCGCCGCCGCCACGCGGACCCCCGCCGCCACCCCCGAGGUCCCACGCCGUGGCAUCGAGGCCCGCUGCCGCCCCCCAGGCCCCACGUAG
Messenger RNA from Panicum hallii, 444 nucleotides. Its product is annotated as transcriptional regulatory protein AlgP-like. The record is from RefSeq and is a predicted model, not a curated record. The transcript has a single exon. The coding region runs from base 1 to 444 and encodes 147 amino acids. Lineage: Eukaryota; Viridiplantae; Streptophyta; Magnoliopsida; Poales; Poaceae.